Messenger RNA from Perognathus longimembris pacificus (Pacific pocket mouse), 1141 nucleotides. RefSeq names its product mesoderm development LRP chaperone (gene Mesd). Gene Ontology annotation, molecular function: low-density lipoprotein particle receptor binding. Gene Ontology annotation, biological process: protein folding. Bases 34 to 723 code for a protein of 229 amino acids. Lineage: Eukaryota; Metazoa; Chordata; Mammalia; Rodentia; Heteromyidae. The record is from RefSeq and is a predicted model, not a curated record. The transcript is spliced from 3 exons.
UGUCGGCGUCGGCGCGGGUUCAGCGCGGCGAAGAUGGCGGCCUCCAUCUGGGUCCGCGCUGCUGUGCUCCUGCUUUGUGCGUCUGACCUCUGGCUGCUGCCGCCCGGUGGGGCCUCAGCGGCCGACAGUCCGGCCGGGACGCCUGACGAGGCCACGCCACCGCCGCGGAGGAAGAAGAAGGACAUCCGCGACUACAACGAUGCAGACAUGGCGCGUCUUCUGGAACAGUGGGAGAAAGAUGACGACAUAGAAGAAGGAGAUCUUCCAGAGCACAAGAGACCCUCGGCCCCUGUGGACUUCUCAAAGAUAGACCCCGGCAAGCCUGAAAGUAUAUUGAAAAUGACAAAGAAAGGGAAGACCCUCAUGAUGUUUGUCACCGUGUCCGGCAACCCCACCGAGAAGGAGACAGAGGAGAUCACCAGCCUGUGGCAGGGCAGCCUGUUCAACGCCAAUUACGAUGUCCAGAGGUUUAUCGUGGGGUCGGACCGUGCCAUCUUCAUGCUUCGUGAUGGGGGCUAUGCCUGGGAGAUCAAGGACUUUCUGGUCAGUCAGGACAGGUGUGCUGAUGUGACCCUAGAGGGACAGGUGUACCCUGGCAAAGGAGGAGGAAGCAAAGAGAAGAAUAAAACAAAGCAAGAGAAAGGCACAAAGAAGAAGGAUGAUCCGAAACCCAGGGCUUCCAAGGAAGACAACCGGGCUGGAAAGAGGCGAGAAGACCUGUAGCAGGGCUGCAGCUCCUGAGGGAGCAGGCAGGAAGCCACACACCAGUGACCAGUCCCCGAGGAAGGGUCUGUCUGCCACCUGGCCAGCUGUGGGCAGUGUCAGCAUUGCUGGCAAAUGCUUCCAGUACAAGGCAGAGGUUUUCUGGCUAAUGCUAGACACUGAGGAUCUUGACUACUCCCAGUUACCUCGAGCAGAAGCUUGACUGUUGCUUCUUCCAGAGUCUGGUGAGCUGUGGACACCCUUCUCCACUGCCUGCUCCCGUGGCCUGUCCCAUGGCCUGCUGUGUCUGCUUUUGAUUUUCUGUGGACCAUACAGAUGUCAGGGCCUCGGGGCUGUAGGAGUGCGGCAGCCGUUGUUUUCCUGCAGUGACGAUCAGGUGCAGCCAGGAAGCCAAGUCUUGUGAAGGUCCGUGAAGGUC